Messenger RNA from Opisthorchis viverrini, 2478 nucleotides. RefSeq lists its product as hypothetical. The record is from RefSeq and is a predicted model, not a curated record. Gene Ontology annotation, molecular function: protein binding. The transcript is spliced from 10 exons. The coding region runs from base 1 to 1461 and encodes 486 amino acids. Gene Ontology annotation, cellular component: glutamatergic synapse; cytoplasm; presynapse. Gene Ontology annotation, biological process: synaptic vesicle uncoating. Lineage: Eukaryota; Metazoa; Platyhelminthes; Trematoda; Opisthorchiida; Opisthorchiidae.
AUGCUGAGGUGCUCUCCAUACUACUAUACGGAUCAGAAACCUGGUCGUUGCGCGCUGAGAACGUCAAAAGACUUUCAGUGUUCUACUAUCGAUGUCUUCGGAGCAUUGCCCGAGUCUGGUGUGAACACCGGAUCAGUAAUGCUGAAUGUGACAGAUGAGGUGAAUGCACGAAUCUGCAAGGCUCGGGCCGCGUUUGCUAACUUGAGACACCUAUGGCGUCAGAAUGGUUUAUCCCUGAAUCUGAAGGGACGUGUGUAUCAAGCUACAGUACGGGCUGUUUUGUUGUAUGGCUGUGAGACUUGGCCUACCCGAGCAGCGGACCUGAGACGUCUUCAGGUGUUCGACAAUCGUUGUCUCCGAACCAUAGCUCGUUUUGUCAGUGAAAAAAUUGGUGGUGUGGAAGGUACGAAAUUGGACGAUGAAUACCUGGAAACGGAGAAGAAAGUUGACGUCAUAUGCAAACUGAUCGAUGAGGUAGUUACACAAACACAAGAGUUCUUGCAGCCAAACCCAGCCCAUCGAGCAAAAAUGCUGACUAUGAAUACGCUCAAUAAGUUGCAGGGAAAGGCAAAAAGCUCAGUGUAUCCUCAGCCAGAAGGUCAGCUUGGUGACUGCAUGCAAAAAUAUGGUCGUGAUCUUGGUCCUGAUUCAUGUUAUGGACAAUGCCUACUUCAGUCGGGUGAAUCCUUCAAAUACCUGGCUGACAUCAAGUAUACGAUGGAGGACCAUGUAAAGGACAACUUUUUGCAACCCCUACAUAGCAUACAGACCCACGAACUGAAGGAAAUCAACAUUGCACCAUUUGACGAUAAUCUGUUUUCUGUUGGCUUUGUUCAGCACCAUCGGAAGAAAUUAGAGGGUCGACGCCUGGACUUUGAUUGCAAGAAGCGAAAACAAGACAAGGCUGCGGCCACUGCAAAGCUUCCGGAAGACGAGUUGAAGAUUGCGGAAGAGAAAUUCGUGGAGUCCAAGAUUCUUGCCGAACAGGCCAUGAUCAAUUUCCUGAACUCCGAGGUCGAGCAAAUUCAAGCCCUGACUGAGCUGGUCACUGCUCAAGUGGACUAUCACCGCCAAGCCACAGAAAUCAUGGAGCAGCUUCAAAAGUUCUUGAUUGACAAGAAAGACGAGGCUUCUUCGAAACCUAGACCAGUUUAUGAACCCAAACGGUUUUCGACACUUCCAAAUCAGGUGAAUUCUCGAACUCCUUCUCAAAGUGCACUAAGCACGCCAGCGAAAAACGGUCCACACCUAAACGCUGGUGCACCUAGUCCAGUACUCGGUCCUUCGUGCCGUGGUUUGUACGAUUUCGAGGCAGAGAACGCGUCGGAACUGCCAUUCUCUGAAGGAGAUGUGAUACGCCUGAUUCAACAAGUUGAUGAGAACUGGUUCGAGGGCGAACUGAACGGUCGUCGUGGUUAUUUCCCAAUCAACUACGUUGAGGUUAUCACUCCACUGCCGUAAAGCUAUUUCCCCACAAGACGGACCGUUUAGACGCAUGCCUUCAUGCUUGGCAGGAUUGUCAAGUCUAUGCAAAUGCAGUGACGCAGUUCUUGUACAAUCAGUCUACUUUGAUUUCCUUUGGCAUUAUUCGCUUAUUAUUUAUGUCUUUACUUAUGAUUCUAGAAUCCCUAUUCCUACACUCCAACAGGCUUUGAUCUAUUAUUCCAGCUUCCCUUCCUUGCAUCAACUGGUUUACUCGUAUUUCUGCAUUUCCCCUUCCUUGUCAACCUUGCAGGCAUUUGUCCUGUUCAACGUAGGAAGCAUAUGCACUCACGUUUGGCUUUUUCUUUCAUGCGCCCAACGUGACAGUCAGGUUUCUCGUCGACGAAUUCUUCGCUGUCGCUUUCAAACUAUCCCUUUCAUUUACUGGCUGGUGAACUUGCCGAUUGAAGAGACCAAUCAAGUCAGCCUGAUCCUCAGAUCUGGCAAUUUUUCCGCACUACUAGUGCGUGUAUCCUCUCGAUCCAACACCCCGAAACUCCACAGGUAUUUUCCUUGUAUGACUGAUGGGCUGCAUGUCCCCCUCCUCCUUGUUCAGCAUCUCAGUGCCAUUCCAUUUUUCUUCUUUCCUUGUGGCUUUGGCGGUCUCUGUAUCAGUUUCUUCUGAUUUCGACCUAUUUUUCCGCACGGAUUAUGUGAUAUCCUACGUUCGGCACGCUGGAGUUUUGUUUUUUAAUCCCUCAUCAACUCAGGUGAUGGGGAUCUCCUCGAGUACAUAGUAAAUCUGAAAGUUACAUUAGCAUAUGCUUCCGUUUCUGGUUAGAACCAAUGCACGGCGCUUGAUUUAAAACGUCUGGUAAUGUCAUUUUUGCUUUUCGGAGAGACCACUUUUUCCCGCCCCUCAUGGGAGCUCCCUAGAGAGGACAGAAUAAUCAAUAUUGAACCUUUGUGAGUAUCAGCCAUAUGCAUACAGUUCACAUAAUUUGUUCCGCGAUGUGCUUCGCUUACUGCAUCAGAUAAUGUGACGUAAUAAUGAUA